AUGGCGAAAUCACUCGUUUGGCUACUGUUUCUGUCUUCCCUCGUUUGCCAUGUCUUUGCAGUGGUAAGGAUCAUGCCAUUGGGUGACUCUGUUACUGCAGGAGUAAGUGGCUGCUGGCGCCAGGUUCUCUGGCAGAAUCUUGCUCAAAGCGGCUUGGAAGGGCAAUUCAAGUUCGUCGGUACACAAAAAUCACUCUUUUCCUGCCCAGGCGAAUACGAUCUGGAACACGAGGGUCAUGUUGGCUAUGAAGCAAUCGGAAUUGCCAGCAAAGGCCAGCUUAGUGGCUGGCUAAACCAGGUCAAGCCUGUUGACAUCGGCAUGAUACUUUUAGGCACGAACGACGUGUGGCGUGGAAGGAGCGUAGUGGAUGGUGAGGCGGCAUUCACCAAGCUAGUGGAACAGUUCCGUACUCAGAAGCCCACGGUUAGAAUUCUGAUAGCACAGAUCAUGAACUUGCAGCCCAGAGGCGUAAAUUGCGGUAGCACAUGCCCACAAGCUGUUUCCGCAUGGAACGAGAUGAUAGCGGCCGUGGCUUCGAAGCUAAACACUCCUCAAUCCCCAGUUAUCGCUGUUGACUGUUUCACCGGGUUUGAUAUUGCGACCGAUACACAGGACGGAAUACACCCGAAUAGUGGCAGUGGGACACAGAAGGUGGCGGCAUGCUGGCAGGAGCCACUCGAGAAAGAAAUUCGCGCGGUCAUUGCAGCUGAGGGUGGUAAGUCAAGCUUCAUAUCCGAGUAUAUGUAGAGAGCUUCUAAAUUCGCUUAGAUGGCGUUAGUUAAAGAUAUUCUCUCUCAGCAUAAGGGAGAAGAAAAGGCUUUCGGGAUUAGAGGUUCUAAGAUCCGUAUAGCGAAUGUUCAGAGAUUUCAUGGAAUCGACUCAGAAUAAUGUUUGAUUGCACUUCCCGUAACUUUACACCAAAAUCAUGACGAAUUCUUGUUGUGAUCUUAUCAUGGGGUUUGGCCACUGGCAGAGAGGAGUGUCACGGUGGGGUGAGAGAGAGAGAGAGAGAUUCAUACGCCCGUCAGGCCUCU
Molecule: messenger RNA, 1034 nt
Organism: Eremomyces bilateralis CBS 781.70
Lineage: Eukaryota; Fungi; Ascomycota; Dothideomycetes; Eremomycetales; Eremomycetaceae
Product: SGNH hydrolase
Exons: 4
Coding region: 1-747 (248 amino acids)
Molecular function (GO): phosphatidylcholine lysophospholipase A1 activity
Source: RefSeq, a predicted model, not a curated record